Suillus bovinus is the source of this 963-nucleotide messenger RNA. Its product is annotated as carbohydrate esterase family 16 protein. NCBI's taxonomy places the organism in Eukaryota, Fungi, Basidiomycota, Agaricomycetes, Boletales, Suillaceae. The record is from RefSeq and is a predicted model, not a curated record. The transcript is spliced from 5 exons. Gene Ontology annotation, molecular function: hydrolase activity, acting on ester bonds. The coding region runs from base 1 to 963 and encodes 320 amino acids.
AUGGCGUUCCUACAGGGUGUGAAGCUUGCGUUUACAUUGUUGACACUUGCCACGCCAUCCUGGGCGGCUGGUGUAGCACCUGGUCAGAUCAAGAACUUUGUCACUUUUGGUGACUCUUACACUGAUUCCUCAUACUACCCCUCCGCUGACGGAGGCUAUUCCUGGCCAACAUGGGCAGCCAUGUACGGUGACCUUGAUCUCUAUGGAUUUGCUCGUUCCGGUGCAACGUGCUCGAACCUGCUCACCUACAGACCCUUCCCUCCGAUCAUGGGUUGGCAACUCCCUGCUUAUAUGAAUGAGACGAGAAAUGGCACGCUGGAAUUGAACGCAAAUGAGACGAUGUAUACCAUCUGGAUUGGAACCAAUGAUCUAGGUGUCAACGCGCUGCUUACCGGAAGCGACGCCCCCGCCACUUCAAUUGUUCAGGUCAGGCAGUGCACCAUCGAUGUCCUGAAGAUCUUGUACGAGAGCGGUGCUAGGAACUUCAUUAUGCAGAACAUGCUUCCCCUUGACCUGACAAUCUUGUACUCUAAUUACUCGUACCCCAACACUUAUUGGAACCUGGAACGCAAUACAACUGGAUGGAAUGUGUAUAUGAAGGAGCUGGUACGCGCAGGGAAUGAAAUCACAUCCCUCAUGCUCGACGCGCUUGUGCCUACGCUCCCUGAUGCUCAUAUUGCAUCCUUUGACUCCUACGGGCUUUUCACAGACAUGUAUAACAACCCUCAGGACUAUUUUAAUGGCACUGCGCCAUACAAUGUAACGGGCUGCAUACAUUCAUGUGUGUACUCUAUAGGCAGCACGGCAGCACCUGCUUGUACAAUCACCAAUGGUACUAACGCAGACAGCUUCAUGUGGUACGACGAACUUCACCCAUCGCAGCAGUCCGCCAGAAACUUGGCUAGGGAGAUGACCGCAGUGAUGAUGGGGGAGCAAAACCAGUGGACGACAUGGUUGAGCUAA